AUGCCCUUUAGACUUUCUAGUGGAUCCAGACGGGUCUGCUCACAAGCUGGCUCUGGUCGACUGUCUGGUGGAGGAACAGCCUUCGGGGCUGGGAAUGUGUGCGGUGGGCCGGGAGCAGGAAGCAGCUUCUCUUGUACUCUUGGGAGCGUUUCUUCUGGAGGAGGUUUCUAUAAUGGUGGUGGAGGGUUGGGAAAUGGCAACUGUGCUGGUUUUCUUGGAAAUGAACGUGGCCUCCUCUCUGGAAAUGAAAAGAUGACCAUGCAGAAUCUCAAUGACCGCCUAGCGUCCUACUUGGACCAUGUGUGUGCUCUGGAAGAAGCAAAUUCAGACCUCGAGCAGAAAAUCAAGGAUUGGUAUGAGAAAUAUGGGCCUGGUUCUUGCCGGGGACUUGAUCAUGACUAUAGUAUAUAUUUACCAGUCAUUGAAGAUCUUAAAAGGCAGAUUAUUUCUGUGACCACCUGUAAUGCCAGCAUUGUUCUACAAAAUGACAAUGCCAGACUGACCGCUGAUGACUUCAGGCUGAAGUAUGAAAAUGAGCUUGCUCUACACCAGAGCGUUGAGGCAGACAUCAACGGUCUGCACAGAGUGAUGGAUGAGCUGACCCUUUGUACAACCGACCUGGGGAUACAGUGUGAAACACUGAGUGAAGAAUUGACGUACCUCAAAAAAAAUCACAAGGAAGAAAUGGAGGUCCUGCAGAGUACGGCAGGGGGAAACGUGAAUGUGGAGAUGAAUGCAGCCCCGGGAGUGGAUCUAACUGUUCUGUUGAACAAUAUGAGGGCCGAGUACGAGGACUUGGCCGAGCAGAACCGCAGAGAUGCUGAGGCCUGGUUUCAUGAGAAGAGCUCUUCGCUGCAGCAGCAGAUUUCUGAUGAUGCAGGCGCCGCCACAGUAGCCAGAAAUGAGCUGACGGAACUGAAGCGCAAUCUGCAAACCCUAGAAAUAGAACUUCAGUCCCUCGUGGCCACGAAACGUUCCUAUGAAUGCUCCUUGGCUGAGACUGAAGGCUAUUACCACCUUCAGCUCCAGCAAAUCCAGGAGCAAAUCGGGGCGAGGCAGGAACAGCUCCAACAGAUCCGGACGGAAACAGAAGGCCAGAAGCUGGAGUAUGAACAGCUUCUAGAUAUCAAAAUAUUUUUAGAAAAAGAAAUUGAAACUUACUGCACAUUAAUAGAUGGAAAAGAAAGAAAAAGCAAGUCCACGUGUUGCAAAUCAAAAGGGUACGGGCCCGGAAAUUCUGAAAAUCAAGUCAAAGAUUCAGAAGAAGAAACUGUUGUCAAAACAGUGGUCGAGGAGCUAGAUCAACUUGGCAAUGUCAUUUCACUGACAGUCCACUCAGUUGAAGAAAAAUCCUCUAAAAUAAGCAAUAUUACUAUGGAGCAACGAGUAGCUUCUAAAGCACCAUAA
Messenger RNA from Pteropus alecto (black flying fox), 1407 nucleotides. RefSeq names its product keratin 26 (gene KRT26). The record is from RefSeq and is a predicted model, not a curated record. Gene Ontology annotation, molecular function: structural molecule activity. NCBI's taxonomy places the organism in Eukaryota, Metazoa, Chordata, Mammalia, Chiroptera, Pteropodidae. The coding region runs from base 1 to 1407 and encodes 468 amino acids. The transcript has 8 exons.